Grammomys surdaster is the source of this 10649-nucleotide messenger RNA. It is a transcript of the gene Map3k9, whose product is annotated as mitogen-activated protein kinase kinase kinase 9. The transcript is spliced from 11 exons. Gene Ontology annotation, molecular function: JUN kinase kinase kinase activity; protein binding; ATP binding. Gene Ontology annotation, biological process: protein phosphorylation. The record is from RefSeq and is a predicted model, not a curated record. Lineage: Eukaryota; Metazoa; Chordata; Mammalia; Rodentia; Muridae. Bases 297 to 3533 code for a protein of 1078 amino acids.
GGGGAGGGAGCGGCCAGCGGGCGGCGGGCACUGGCGGCACGAGCAGGUGGGAGCCGCCGAGGGGCGAGGCCGCCCGCGGGGGCGCCAGGCGGCGGGCACUGCGCCGCGCCCCUAUCCGCGGUGCGCGCUCGCGGUGCGUCCGGGGCGUCCUCGACUCUCGCGCGCCCAGCCUGCUCGGGCCCUACCUGCGGCGGCCGUCGGGGGCGCGGAGCCCCCAGCGCUGCCGAGCCGCAUGAACAAUAGGCGGCGGCGGCUCCCGCGGGCGGCCGCCCCGCACCCUAUGGACCGGCCGCUCCAUGGAGUCCUCCAGAUCGCUUCUCGGCUGCCUGGCGAGCGCCGCUGCUGCCGCCCCGCCGGGGGAGGAUGCCACGGGCGCUGGGGCCGAAGAGGAGGAGGACGAGGAGGAGGCGGCGGCGGAGCUGGGAUCUCACGCCGCGCUGCCCUACUGGACGGCUGUGUUCGAGUACGAGGCGGCGGGCGAGGACGAGCUGACCCUGCGGCUGGGCGAUGUGGUAGAGGUGCUGUCCAAGGACUCGCAGGUGUCCGGCGAUGAGGGCUGGUGGACCGGACAGCUGAACCAGCGGGUGGGCAUCUUCCCCAGCAACUACGUGACCCCGCGCAGCGCCUUCUCCAGCCGAUGCCAGCCGGGCGCGGAGGACCCCAGCUGCUACCCGCCCAUUCAGCUGUUAGAGAUUGAUUUUGCGGAGCUAACCCUGGAGGAGAUCAUCGGCAUUGGAGGCUUCGGGAAAGUUUAUCGUGCUUUCUGGGUGGGCGAUGAGGUGGCCGUGAAAGCAGCUCGUCACGACCCUGAUGAGGACAUCAGCCAGACCAUAGAGAAUGUUCGGCAAGAGGCCAAGCUCUUUGCCAUGCUGAAGCACCCGAACAUCAUUGCCCUCAGAGGGGUGUGCCUGAAAGAACCCAACCUCUGCUUGGUCAUGGAGUUUGCUCGUGGAGGGCCUUUGAACAGAGUAUUGUCUGGGAAGAGGAUUCCCCCGGACAUUCUGGUGAACUGGGCUGUGCAGAUCGCCAGAGGGAUGAACUACCUGCACGAUGAGGCGAUCGUACCCAUCAUCCACCGAGACCUUAAGUCCAGCAACAUAUUGAUCCUGCAGAAAGUGGAGAAUGGAGACCUGAGUAACAAGAUUCUGAAGAUCACCGACUUCGGGCUGGCGCGGGAAUGGCACCGGACCACCAAGAUGAGUGCGGCGGGAACUUACGCUUGGAUGGCGCCUGAAGUCAUCCGUGCUUCCAUGUUUUCCAAAGGCAGCGAUGUGUGGAGCUAUGGAGUACUGCUUUGGGAACUGUUGACUGGUGAGGUGCCCUUCCGGGGCAUUGAUGGCUUAGCAGUGGCUUAUGGUGUGGCUAUGAACAAACUCGCCCUUCCUAUCCCUUCUACGUGUCCAGAGCCUUUUGCCAAACUCAUGGAAGACUGCUGGAAUCCUGACCCCCACUCACGCCCAUCUUUCACGAGUAUCCUGGAUCAGCUAACGACUAUAGAAGAGUCCGGUUUCUUUGAGAUGCCCAAGGACUCCUUCCACUGCCUGCAGGACGACUGGAAACAUGAGAUUCAGGAGAUGUUUGACCAACUCAGGGCCAAAGAAAAGGAGCUCCGAACCUGGGAGGAGGAGCUGACACGGGCUGCGCUCCAGCAGAAGAACCAGGAGGAGCUGCUUCGGCGUAGGGAGCAGGAGCUGGCUGAGCGAGAGAUCGACAUCCUGGAGCGAGAGCUCAAUAUCAUUAUCCACCAGCUGUGCCAGGAAAAGCCCAGGGUGAAGAAACGCAAGGGCAAGUUCCGGAAGAGCCGACUGAGGCUCAAGGAUGGCAACCGCAUCAGCCUCCCCUCCGAUUUCCAGCACAAGUUCACGGUGCAGGCCUCCCCAACCAUGGAUAAAAGGAAGAGUCUGAUCAGCAACCGAUCAAGUCCUCCUGCAAGCCCCACCAUCAUCCCUCGCCUUCGAGCCAUCCAGUUGACGCCAGGUGAAAGUAGUAAAACCUGGGGCCGGAGCUCAGUUGUUCCAAAAGAGGAAGGGGAGGAAGAGGAGAAGAGGGCCCCAAAGAAGAAGGGCCGGACAUGGGGACCAGGAACACUUGGGCAGAAAGAGCUCACGUCAGGAGAUGAAGGCCUCAAGUCCCUGGUAGAUGGAUACAAGCAGUGGUCAUCCAGUGCCCCCAACCUGGGGAAGGGCCCGAGGAGUAGUCCCGCCCUGCCUGGGUUCACCAGCCUUAUGGAGAUAGAGGAUGAAGAUAGUGAAGGCCCAGGAAGUGGAGAGAAUCAUCUACAGCAUUCACCCAACCAGUCCUACCUCUGUAUCCCAUUUCCUCGUGGAGAGGAUGGGGAUGGCCCCUCCAGUGAUGGAGUUCAUGAGGAUCCCACCCCAGUCAACUCAGCUACCAGUACCCCUCAGCUGACGCCAACCAACAGCCUCAAGCGCAGUGGGACCCACCACCGGCGCUGUGAGGCGGCUCUGCUCGGAUGUGGAGCUGUUCUGGCAGCCACAGGCCUAGGGUUUGACUUGCUGGAAGCUGGCAAGUGCCAGUUGCUUCCCCCAGAAGAACCUGAGCUACCAGCCCGGGAGGAGAAGAAGAGGCGUGAGGGUCUUUUCCAAAGGGCCAGUCGCCCUCGUCGGAGUACCAGCCCCCCCUCCCGAAAGCUCUUUAAGAAGGAAGAGCCAAUGAUGUUGCUAGGAGACCCCUCUGCCUCCUUGACCCUGCUGUCUCUCUCCUCCAUUUCUGAAUGCAACUCUACCCGCUCCCUACUGCGCUCUGACAGUGAUGAGAUUGUGGUGUAUGAAAUGCCAGUCAGCCCAGUUGAAGCUCCACCCCUAACCCAAUGCACCCACAACCCCUUGGUUAAUGUCCGAGUGGAGCGCUUCAAGAGAGACCCCAACCAGUCCCUGACUCCCACCCAUGUCACCCUCACAGCUCCCACACAGCCUAGUGGUCACAGGCGGACUCCUUCUGAUGGGGCACUUAAGCCAACAGCAGCCCCUGCAGCACUAGGCAGCAGGAGCCCCUCCAGCAACGGGAUGAGUCCCAGUCCCGGAGCAGGUAUGUUGAAAACUCCCAGUCCCAGCCGAGACCCAGGUGAAUUCCCCCGUCUCCCUGACCCCAAUGUGGUCUUUCCCCCAACUCCAAGGCGCUGGAAUACACAGCGAGACUCUACCUUAGAGAGACCCAAGACUCUGGAGUUUCUGCCUCGGCCACGCCCUUCUGCCAACCGGCAGCGGCUGGACCCUUGGUGGUUUGUGUCUCCCAGCCAUGCCCGCAGCGCCUCCCCAGCUAACAGCUCCAGCACAGAGACACCCAGCAACCUGGACUCCUGCUUUGCCAGCAGCAGCAGCACUGUAGAAGAGCGGCCUGGACUUCCAGCCCUGCUCCCUUUACAGGCAGGGCCACUGCCCCCUGCUGAGCGGACACUUCUGGACCUGGACGCCGAGGGGCAGAGCCAGGAUAGCACUGUGCCCCUAUGCAGAGCUGAACUGAAUGCACACGGGCCUUCCCCAUAUGAGAUCCAACAGGAGUUCUGGUCUUAGUGUAAAAAGGGUCAGGGUGGGCAAGGGAGAAGUUGGAGGAGGCAGAGGGAGCUGGCUGGCACAGCCCGGUCUCAGUUAGGCCCCCUGGGAUCCAGACCUCCUCCUUGCACUGAGAAUGCACUUUGAAGAUGGUAGGGAUGGGAGCAGGGCCACUUCAGAGGCUCUCCUGCCCUGCAGGAUCUUUUCUCCAUGGUCACUGGGGGGGGGGUGUCAGCUCUGUCUGUGUAGAGAGGGGUGUGUGCAUAUGUCCCCACGCUCUGGUCUUCCUUAUCUUUAGGGUGACACUGCAGAGUCAUUCAGCCAAAUCUGUCCACUGCCUCUCCUCCUCAGCCAGCCUGAGCUGUCCUGGGUUCCCUUUGUCAGCCCUGAGUCCUACCUGUUGACACACCUGUACUGAUGUUCUGUGAUUACUCUGAUUUAUCAUCGAUUCUUCCCACGACUCAGUGUCACCUUUGGUAAUUGAUAAGUGUCUUGUGUCCUAAGUCUUUUCAUGCAAGCUGAUGGGGAUAGGCUGGCCUUAUGAAGGCCAGAGGGCUGGACAGACCUGGUACUGCCUAUCUGCGCAAAUCUCAAUGAGUACUGAAAGUUAGGAAAGGGAGGAGAGGAGGCAGUCAGGAGCAAUGCAGUCAGGUUGGGUGGGGAGGGUGAUAGAGUCAUGCCUUCAUUUGGUUUAGGUUUUAGAAACAAAGGCAGAAAUCAGCACCCAUUGCAUGGCUUGGGUUCAGAUCACGGUCACACCAGGUUUGAAUGUAAUCAGAUUCAUCUCAGGAGUAGCUGUUUGGGAGACACGCUCACUGACCCCAGUUCUGAAGUCAGGAACAAUGCCUGCAUUUGUCUGUCUUACUAGACUUCUGUUCUUUCCUCCAGUUCCUGGAGUCAAUGGGCUUUAGGUCACGUAGGAUUCGCAGAUACACCUGAAGUAUGCCAAUAGCAUAUGGGACCAUGAGGUAUGGAACUAUCGGGAUUUCUACACCGGACUGUCCAUUUUGUGAUGUCCUUGAAGUAAAUGAAACUCUUAGUAAUACUGUUUGGGUGCAGGGAGGUAGUAGCAUGAUACAGUUCCUAAGGCACGCAGUGGUUGCUGACACCAUCUCUGUCUAUACACAGGGAGCCUUUGUGUCAGGCCCUGUACCAUGACCUGGGUAGCAGAGACCAGAAAGGCUAGUGCUGAUGUGUUUAGUAUUUGUUUCUUAAACUUGAAUACACAGCUUCAAAGUGUUCUCACCCAUUUUCUUCACUGUCCAUUCCCAGUGAGCCCCCUGUGUUGUGUGUGCACCAUGGCCCUACAUGAUAGUAACAGCUUGGUUGAGGUUACAGUCCCCAGUGGUGUUUCAGUCUGUUUACAGGCUCUCCGUGUUUGCCACCUGGAUGCCCAGAGUGUUAGAGCUGUAUACAUGGUGCAGGUGACAGAUGUCAUCAGUGCUGUUUCUCUGGGAAGCAUGUCGGGUUCCACAAGUUCUUUAUGAGCUCAUUUGCCCUUUGUCUCAACCCUGCACCCCCAGUUUCAGACAGGAUCAGUGCUGAUGGUGUCAGCCAGGGUUUUGCUAUAAUAUCUGAUCUUCCCUCUUGGUUCUGUGAAAUGAGAAUGGAAGAGAUUAACUUUGCCCCCAUACUCUGACCCCUCAGAUAUGAGAGGAGUGCUCAUGACUCCCGUGGCCCCAGCCAACCCAGUGAUGUUCCCCUGUUCCAAGCCACAGUCAUCUGCACACCUUGGCUGCAUUAAAGCUUUAAGGUAGGCUGCAGCUUGUUCCAGCCUGUGCUCCAACCCAAUUAGGGCUUUUUCCUAGCCACAUUUUGACUGUAGCCAUCUCUCCAGGAAAGACAUUGUUACAGAUGCAGUGUACACUGAGUGGCAGCUACAUGCCAUUGAGUGACAGGUGGAAUCUAGUUCAUCUCUACCCAACAUUCAGACAGAGGAAGGCUUUGCUAAAGAGAUGAUUGCACCAGAGAGAAGUGAAAGCAGGGCUGAGUAAACUGCUGCAGUGAACAUGGGUUAACAUGGUGGGAGGGGUCUUGUUUUAGCUCCUCCAAACCUGUGCGGUGCUGGCCCUCUGCCUGCCACUCUUGCGUGCGAGCCUGGAGAUGAGAUGAAUGUUAAGAAGUUACCAUUUGUGUGACAUAGGUUUCCUUAUAGGUGGUCAUGGUUAGGACCAGGCUUGGUAGGUGUGAAUAAACCCACUUAAGUGACAGUAGCUUCUCCCUUUCACUUCCCUUUCCUCCAAGAUUUGGCUGUCUGCUUGGAAGGCCUGUUCACCAUCUUCAAGCUGUUAAUAGGAUUGGAUACUGUUCUUUUCUGUGAGUCUCUCAGGCCUUCACUUGCCAGUGCUUAUCCUUAUAGGUCCAGGCUAUUGCUAGGAACUGAGGAGGUGCCUCCAUUGCCACUUACAGCUAUUUCCAGGAAGGUGUGGUGGAUACUCUUCACUUGGUAUUCUUUGACAUCCUUGUGACCUUGUAGGCAUUGUAAUAACAAUAGCCUACGUUUGAACAACUCAGAAUAAGGAUGUUUUCCCUUCUAACCUUUUUUUUAAAAAAAAGUGACAUCAUUUUCUUCACAUUCGAUACACUUGUCUCAAGAGCAGCAGACAGACACAUGACAGACAGACAGACACACACACACACACACACACUGUUUGGAUGGUUGAGUCUGGCCAGCAGGCUCUGAGACCACGUGAGCCGGCCUGCCUCCUCUGUUCUGCUUUUCUUGCAUGACUCUGGUCCUGUGUCCUGAUCCCUCUCAGGUCUCCUUCCAAAAGCCUUUAUCAUACACUUCCCUUGCAAGGACACUGAGACACUGUGACUCCCUGCCAGCUGGAGGGCCAGGUUCUUCCCCUGCAGGAUGAAUAUGCUGAGGCUGACAACGUGGUUCUCACCAUCUCUGCCUCAGGGCAUCUCGCCUUAGUUUUAUCCCUUGGCUUCUGGAAGAUGAGUGAUUUGGAGUUGGUUUAACAUGAUUAAUGGGCACCCAGGCCAGGCGCAUGCUCUUCCACCACAUCAUGUAGCCCAGGUGACUACAUAAUCGUUUUCUAAUUCCCUUCCCCACUUAACCUGGCCAGCUGGGUGUCCUUACCAUUUGUGUCUUACUGAGCAAACAGGAGCUUGGUGGCAGCAUCUGGGUGGCAGUUUGCUGUCUUUGCUUUUUGAGGAGUAUCUCUAAGGUCAUAUUUGAUAAGAAUUCGAAAUCAGGCCAGUUCUGGAAUAAUCUUUGGGAAGAGGGUCCCUAGCCAUGGAACGUCAUGUGUCAAGGGAUAACGCUCCUCAUAGAACUCAGGGACACGACACUGCAGGGUGUCCAGACCCGACCUUGCUCCACGCUUUUCCCCAUGAGAAGGGCCAUUCUUAACUCAUGAAGUUCAUGUCUUCUCCUCAUCCUCUUCUUUCCUCUGGUACCCUGCCCACCAACCCUGUAGCUGGAUCUCCCAUUUGCUAAGCAAGGGCCUACCAAUGUCAAGCUCUUAACAGAGGGCCUGGAAGGCUGGGUGGCUGUGAGUGGACACCUCAGGAUGUAAGUGUCCCAUGGUGCUCCACCGUGGAUGCAGAACCCCCAUCUUUUUAUCAUACGCUUAUUUGAUCAUGUGCCUUUGGAUGGGUAUGUGAGGAAUUGCACAACCUGACAGGUCAGAAGCACAGAGCUCUGCCUCUAGAAGGCCUGGGAAAGAGAGACAGGCCCUACUGUUGGUGAAGUACUGAACUUCCUCUAUGGACUUGUGUCGACUGGAAUUGGGGUAGAGGUAAGAGUGGCCCUCAGGGAGUUGUGGGUGGCAAGAACCUGGCAACUUAAUUUGUCCAUUUUCAAGUCGAAAUUUGCCAAUAUCUGGCCCUUCGGAAGCCCUCCUGUGAGCUGGAGAGGAUGCUCACUCCUCUACUUAAAGCCCUUCUAAUUUGAAAACCUACCAUCUUAGUGAGGUUUGGAGAUGCAUUCCUGGGAGCCCAGCUACUCAGGAGACUGAGGCAGGGCAAUUUCUCCAGCCCCAGGUGUGAUGUCAGUCUGGGGCAACAGAGCAAGUUCCUGUCUCUUAAUGUCUGGUUCCGGAGGCCCAGCCCCAGCACAGAGAGCUUCUUGCAUUGUUGCUUCCCUUGGAGAAAGGGAGCAUGUCUGUGUGACUGGAGGUCAAAGGCUGAAGUUGGCUACUCCAUGUGGAUCAGUCAUGUAUUAAUUGUCAUACAUUACGUAUAUCCUUGGCUUGGCCUGAGAACGACUCCCUGCCACGAUACAGUCGGAAACACAUUUCCAGAUGACCAAACAAUAUUUUCCUAGUUCAAAAGUCGUAAUAAAAUCCACAUGUAAAAGGAGAAAGGCCCUUCUCCUUGGACUCUUUCCCCAACAUUGCCGCCUGGAGGCUCACCAUCUCUGGUACUUAGUAGGAGGGCAGGAACUAGGAGCUGGAAUCUUGUUUGAUUAAGGGUAAUUAAUUCAUAUCUAACCAGUCUAACCCAGACCAGGGUUCCUGGUUAAGUCUGCAAGCCAGGUGAGGUUUAUUUAUUUAUUUAUAUAUUUAUUUAAUGGACUGCUUCUAGGUGUUCCCAUUCACUGCCUUCUUUGUCCAUUUCUGGUUGUGGAUCCUGGGGGCACCUGGGUCUCCCUAAGCUGCUGGGGAAGCGCUGGACUGACUUUUCAGUGUACUGAGUUCUCCUUCCUUAGCUCUGACUGGGCUUUGAUUUCUUACUGCCUUUGUCCCUGAAUCAUCUCUAAGUCUCUCGUUGGAAAGGGGAAGAUCCUGGGGGUUGAGGGUGGUAACCUGAGCAGGGAUCUCCCUUGGAAGCAGCCCUGCCCCGCCCUGCCCUGACUGACCCUCUGACUGCUCUGCCUGUGCCUGGAUUGUCAGGUGUGAACUGGCAGCAAGAUAGGAAAUGAGAGCAGAAAUCUCGUGUUCAAAGACCAGCUUUUCUUACUGGGGCAGGAGGAGCAGAAGCCCUCUGGUCAGAACGGCUGUAAGGAAGACCCUGAUGUGAAGACCCCUGGGAAGUGAUAUGGCAUCCUUGCACACAAGACCAAAUUUCAGUAGUUCUCUGUUGCCCUCACUCCUGCAAUCCUUCACACCGCCAUAUUUGCCAGACAGCCUUAAGGCUGAGCACCGACCAUAUCAUGGAUGUUUUUAUUAGUUUUGGCAUUUUAGAAAUUUACACUGAAGUAUAGUUUAGCCUUUGGUUACUGAUUUUUUUUGUUUGUUUUUAAUCCUCCCUUUGAAGUUUGUAUCCAAUGCAAGUGCCUUGCUCUCCUUAACCUGGUGUGGGAUAGGCCCUGCCUGCCUGUCUGCUGGGGCUCCAGAUGGAGCUGCGGCAUUUGACAUAGACUUUGUGUUUUAUCUUCAUUACCACCUCGUACCACAAGUUCUAAGUGCUGCUUGUCGUCCCCUAAAUACAAUGGGGAAGCACCCUGUCCCUGUCCUUGGCCCUGUGGCUGGGGUGACUUGUCCUUCCUUCGUGUUCUCUCUCCGGCUGCCUUUCAGGCUCGCCGAAGCAUUCCAGAAAGAAAGUGCUCAUAUAGACAGAAGCCUGGACAUUUUCAACUUAAACCGCUCUUGGAAUUCUAGAAGUAAAUAGACCUCACUCAUCAGUCCUGCUCCCCAGUGUGGUAAGCUUUGUGACUUUUCCCACCCCACCCCUGCACAGCAAACCUUCGCACUGUCCACUAGGGUUAGCCUCACUGCCAUUAUUUCCCGCCUUCACAGUCGCACCACUCACGCCGUUUAUUCUACCUCCAGUUCCAAGGCCAUGACUGCUAUGCCUUUUAUUUCUUAUUUUUAUUAUCAUUGUUACUUUGGAUAGGGUCUCAUGUAACCCAGACAGGCUUCGGACUUGUUAUAUAGCUAAGAUGACCUUGUGCUACUGAUCCUCCUGCCUCCACUUACCAGCUGCUAAGAUUUCAGGCAUGUAACUUAGCUCCGUAUUACUGUCAGAAUGAGAUGAGGGUUUAUCCUGGCCCGGGUUUGGAGCUGGAUGUCAAAUCUUAAGAAACAACUACUAAAUCUUCCACGUAAAGAAGCUCUGUCCGGAACGUUACGUGCGUGUGCUUUGUGGCUCCUUACAGCACCCCCCAGAGCUGGUGGCUAUUACCUGCAUCCAAGAGUGUGUGGACAGACUUGGGGUGUUCGUAUCGCGUGCCUAGAGUCACAGAGCUGGGAAGCAAGUUGCCGACCUCUGCUCUAGCCUGUGAGCGCAUUUCUAGACCGCUGUUGAAAAGCCUUGAGGUGAAAUUAGUCCUUCUUGGGUCCAUGUACAUUCUGAAAUCAACCCCUUCCCAAGGAAUUGUAUUCUCUGGCUGACCUGUGAUCUCCCAGAGCCCAGCAAACGUCAUUAUUGCUGAUAGUAGCUUUCUCCUUCACCUUUCUCGGGUCUGCCGGGAUUCUGAUCUCCCUGGGAUGGCUGUCUGCCCUGUAGCUCCCCUCCCAGCACCAAGGAGGCCCUGGUCUCUGCUCUCCCCACUUGGAACGUCCUGUAUUGCUCCUCCACUUUGUUUUGUUCCCAGUUCUUGGAACUUGGAAGCCUGUCUCAGCUCCUGUCUUCCAGGGAGAUCAGGAUGUUGUUCUUUUGUCGCCUGAGCCUUGGUACCCAGCUAGCAAAGCAGAGAGGUGUUGAACUCACUAAUGUUCUGCUCCCCCUGGCCCCUGUUCUGGACAUUUGUCCACAGCCAGGCCUCCACACGCAGCGAUCUGAGGCUCUGUUCAAGGACAGGCAUUGGAUAGGCUCUAUUUUUCUGAAAAAGUUGUAUUUGGGGUUUCUCCUUUUGACGCCCAUGAGUCUAGAAGGUAAGGUGAAAGUUGUUUGUUGUUCAGUAUUUAACUACAAGCUUCCUUUUCUGUGGCAGUGUCUCCUCUUCUCUGUGUGUCUUGAGUCCCUCCUUGAGCCCCUAUUUGCUUUGGAAUUUAAAUUAUUGUGUAUUAUCAGAAGUAUUUAAAGACGGAAAAGUCCUGAAGGAAACUUGUUAUCAGGUUCUACCCUUUGGCUUUCUCUCCUCAUUUCUUUCAAGGUACUGUACAUUGUUGACGGGAUGCCAAGCGGGCUUGGUUCAGUGGCUAAGCCGCCCACUGUAUUACCGUGUAAUGCUGAUCUCCGCCUGGUCCCAACACCAGAGCUCUCAGAGACUUGAAUAAACUGUCACACUGGUUACUCCUGGUU